AUGGCAACAGACCAAAAGACAAACGAUCUCCAACGUCAAGUCUUACAAAGCACCCUCGACGAAGUAGCGACCAGGCAAGAAGACGCCACUGACUGCUGCGUCAUCUGCCUCGAAAGCAUUUCUGAAGCCUGUGAGGCUGUUCCUUGUCAACACAGAAACUUUGAUUAUCUCUGCCUUCUCAGCUGGCUGGAGCAAUCACCGAAGUGCCCGCUCUGCAAAGCUGUCAUCUCACAAGUUCGCUACGGCCUCGAUGAACCUGUCACAAAGACAUACACCGUACCCGAUCCCGCGCCCCGAACACCACACAUUGGAUAUUCAAGUCUUGCGCCCCAUCUUCGUCCCCGCCGGCUUCACUUUCACCAUCGUCCAUAUCUCCCUCGACCACGAUACGUCACCGCCAGCUCGAGUCCUUCAGAUGAGAUCGCGAAGCGGAGGGAUGUGUAUCGCCACAACAGAUACUCUAAACAUGUUGGGUCGAAUCGCGUGUCUCGAUACCGCGAACUGACCCCAGCAGCCUUUUGCUCAGAUAGCGACUUAGUCUCUCGCGCACGAAUGUGGAUUCGUCGAGAGCUGCAAGUGUUUUCCUUCUUGAACCCCGAUGCCGACCAGACAGAACCAGGACCCGAUGGAAAUUCACAGAGAGACGCAAUUUCCAGAAGGAGAGCAAAUAAUGCUGAGUUUCUCCUCGAAUACAUUAUUGCCAUUUUGAAAACCGUGGAUAUCAUGGGCAGCGCUGGCCAAGCCGAGCAGAUGAUUUCGGAUUUUCUGGGUCGAGACAGCACGCGCCUCUUCUUGCACGAGCUAAGAGCAUGGCUUAGAAGUCCAUAUAUAAAGCUUGAGGACUGGGAUGGGGCUGUCCAAUACGACUUAUCUGCACCAAGCAGCCCUAGAUCUGAAUCUGGAGGGAUCGGCAGUUCAGGGCAAGCUCAACGCCAGUCUAAGAAUGUUGGCGCGCAUAAUUGGGACACACCACGAAGACAGGGAGACUUUUAUUGUCCUUGUCCUGGGGGCCGAUCGCAACGAGCCCGAGAAGUGCAUAGACGCGAACCAUACGGAAGACCACAUAGAGAUUAG
This is a messenger RNA of Fusarium verticillioides 7600, 1074 nucleotides long. RefSeq lists its product as hypothetical. NCBI's taxonomy places the organism in Eukaryota, Fungi, Ascomycota, Sordariomycetes, Hypocreales, Nectriaceae. The record is from RefSeq and is a predicted model, not a curated record. Bases 1 to 1074 code for a protein of 357 amino acids. The transcript has a single exon. Gene Ontology annotation, biological process: protein monoubiquitination; protein polyubiquitination. Gene Ontology annotation, molecular function: ubiquitin protein ligase activity.